Messenger RNA from Parastagonospora nodorum SN15, 614 nucleotides. RefSeq lists its product as hypothetical. Gene Ontology annotation, biological process: mitochondrial electron transport, ubiquinol to cytochrome c. The record is from RefSeq and is a predicted model, not a curated record. The coding region runs from base 36 to 350 and encodes 104 amino acids. The transcript is spliced from 3 exons. Lineage: Eukaryota; Fungi; Ascomycota; Dothideomycetes; Pleosporales; Phaeosphaeriaceae.
AUUGCACCCCCAACGCUCCCCGACAUAUCUUCACAAUGGCUGGCGGCGGCUCCGAUCCCAACGCGCGGACCAAGAUCACAUGGCACAUUGGCGGCUGGGGUAACCCAUACGAGGGCGGUGGCCGACCAGGCAAGGGCGUCGUGACAUAUGCUCUCAGCCCCAACCGACAGCGCCCUAUGGCCAACUUCAUCGCCAAAGGCUUCUGGAACGUUGCGCGCCGAUCAAAGAACCAGAUCCUAUACAUCAUCCCCCCCUUCCUCGUCGCAUACGGAACUAUGCAGUGGGCCAUUGAAAAGAACGAAUUCUACAACUCCAAGACUGGUCGUGCGCUGUUCGGCGACGAGGAGUAGAUUUGAUGGAGCUGGAUCUGCCCAUUUAGGAGACUGGCUCGUGGCGUCUGCUGAACAUGACAUCUCCUAUCGAAUUGAUGAAUAGAUUGUACAAUCAGUGAUUUUCAUUUCACUCUAUGACGUAUCACCCGCUACAUACCCGUUCACUGUGUGUCUGUGUGCUCUCACAUUAGCCAGUGACAACAUAGAAAGGAGAGAUAUUCAAGUCAACUUGCGAUGUAAUUCUUCGUACAUCUAUGCGAAUCAUUCGCUUUACUAUUUUAC